Molecule: messenger RNA, 8712 nt
Organism: Myotis daubentonii (Daubenton's bat)
Lineage: Eukaryota; Metazoa; Chordata; Mammalia; Chiroptera; Vespertilionidae
Gene: NLGN1
Product: neuroligin 1
Cellular component (GO): membrane
Molecular function (GO): neurexin family protein binding
Source: RefSeq, a predicted model, not a curated record
UGAAGUAGAAACCUAUAUUAGGGGAAAACCAGGGUCCUCGGCAUUUUUGCGAGCAGUGCACCCAGAAUCCAAAAAAGAUUUUUUAAAAAGAAGAAAGAGCGAAAGAAAGAAACCACAGUCCUUUCGGUCACACGGACAGGGCUACGAAUUCCUCUCUCUGUUGGACAUCAGCACCGGGGAUUCAUUUUUGAGGUCAAUUUCCAAUCGAGAUAAAUCUAUUGGAUUAGUAGGAUUAUCUGAUUGCAGCUGAAAGAAGUAACGUUGUUUGAUCAUUUGUAUUUCUUGCCUGAUGGUCGGAUCUCCAUGGAGGUGGCUUUGGGUCCCCAGGAUUCUGGAUCCCGGUUGCAGCUGGAGAGAAAAAAGGAUCAAUCGGCACGUUUUGGAAGUGUCCGUGGGUGAAUAAAAAAAAAAGAGAAAAAGAAAAAAGAAAAAGAAAAAAAGGAGCGGGGGGGCACAACACUGGGGUUGCGGCUGCUUAAAGAAGAAAAAAAAAUAAAGGAAGCAUCUUGAAUUCUGAAACACUAUUUCAGGGAGGGGGGUGUUUCAAGAUUCCAAAACAAAAAGGGGGACUAGAAACUGAUAAAUACUUUGACCGAUUCAGCUUGAAUUCGAAGGCGAAGUGUUGUAGAAACUGUCUCCUUGACUGGUUGGAAGGGGACUGGGGAAGAUGAGGGGUGCCCCUCGGUGGAUUUGUCUUACUGAGGGAUAGAGAUCUGCAGCUAAGUGGAUUUGAUUUAUAAGAGGGAAUCUACAGUCAAUGGCCUCUCUCCCCACGUAGCUACUAUGGAAAACAGAGUGGUCAAUAGGAUUUGGUCUGAUAAAUAGUGAUGACUGAAGAUGCUCCUUCAAUACAUGUGAAGUCAAUGGGAGAUGCUGGCUGCAGGAAGAGCUUUCUGAGCUUUUCUCGGCAAGUUCACCUUUAAGAAAUAGGAGGUGCAUUCUACCAUUAUAAGGUCUUUCUCAAGUGGAUACAGAUACUUUUGCCUCACUGUAACCGGACAACUGAUGUGGGACCAUGGCACUGCCCAGAUGCACGUGGCCAAGUUAUGUGUGGAGAGCAGUAAUGGCAUGCUUGUUACACAGGGGACUGGGCGCCUCGUUGACUCUCUGUGUGUUGGCAUGUUUGCUUCAGGCUGCCCAUGUACUCUCCCAAAAAUUGGAUGAUGCAGACCCACUGGUGACUACCAACUUCGGCAAGAUCAGAGGGAUUAAGAAAGAACUCAAUAAUGAAAUCUUGGGGCCUGUUAUUCAGUUUCUGGGGGUUCCAUAUGCAGCACCGCCAACAGGGGAACAUCGUUUUCAGCCUCCAGAGCCACCAUCCCCCUGGUCAGAUAUCAGGAAUGCCACUCAGUUUGCUCCCGUGUGUCCCCAGAAUAUCAUCGAUGGCAGGUUGCCGGAAGUCAUGCUUCCUGUGUGGUUUACUAAUAACUUGGAUGUGGUUUCAUCGUAUGUACAAGACCAGAGUGAAGACUGCCUGUAUUUAAACAUAUAUGUCCCAACUGAGGAUGAUAUUCGGGACAGUGGGGGUCCUAAACCAGUGAUGGUGUAUAUCCAUGGUGGCUCAUAUAUGGAAGGUACUGGAAAUUUAUAUGAUGGGAGUGUCUUGGCAAGUUAUGGCAAUGUGAUCGUCAUCACAGUCAACUACCGACUUGGGGUACUUGGUUUCUUGAGCACAGGAGAUCAGGCUGCAAAAGGAAACUAUGGACUCCUUGAUCUCAUACAGGCUUUAAGAUGGACUAGUGAAAACAUUGGAUUCUUUGGUGGUGACCCCUUAAGAAUCACUGUUUUUGGAUCUGGCGCUGGGGGUUCGUGUGUCAAUCUGCUGACUUUAUCCCAUUAUUCUGAAGGUAACCGUUGGAGCAAUUCAACCAAAGGACUUUUUCAACGAGCAAUAGCUCAAAGUGGAACAGCCCUUUCCAGCUGGGCGGUUAGUUUCCAACCUGCAAAAUAUGCUAGAAUGUUGGCCACAAAAGUUGGCUGCAAUGUUUCAGAUACAGUAGAAUUGGUGGAAUGCCUACAGAAGAAGCCUUACAAAGAACUUGUUGACCAAGAUAUUCAACCAGCACGAUACCACAUAGCCUUUGGACCUGUGAUUGAUGGUGAUGUAAUACCAGAUGACCCUCAGAUAUUGAUGGAGCAAGGAGAAUUUCUCAACUAUGAUAUAAUGUUAGGAGUUAACCAAGGAGAGGGAUUAAAAUUUGUUGAAAAUAUAGUAGAUAGUGAUGAUGGUAUAUCAGCUAGUGAUUUUGACUUUGCUGUUUCCAAUUUUGUUGAUAAUUUAUAUGGAUAUCCAGAAGGCAAAGAUGUUCUGAGAGAAACCAUUAAAUUCAUGUAUACUGACUGGGCUGACCGUCAUAACCCUGAAACCAGAAGGAAGACAUUACUGGCCUUGUUUACGGACCAUCAGUGGGUGGCACCAGCUGUUGCUACAGCAGAUCUUCACUCAAACUUUGGUUCACCUACAUAUUUCUAUGCCUUUUACCAUCAUUGCCAAACAGAUCAGGUUCCUGCGUGGGCUGAUGCAGCUCAUGGAGAUGAGGUUCCCUAUGUACUAGGAAUCCCCAUGAUUGGACCUACAGAGUUAUUUCCUUGUAAUUUCUCGAAAAAUGACGUGAUGCUGAGUGCAGUUGUAAUGACAUACUGGACAAAUUUUGCUAAAACUGGUGAUCCAAAUCAACCAGUUCCUCAAGACACAAAAUUCAUCCAUACCAAACCCAACCGCUUUGAAGAAGUAGCAUGGACCAGAUAUUCCCAGAAAGAUCAACUUUAUCUCCAUAUUGGAUUAAAACCAAGAGUUAAAGAACAUUAUAGAGCCAAUAAGGUGAACCUCUGGUUGGAGCUGGUACCUCAUCUGCAUAAUCUCAAUGACAUUUCUCAGUAUACCUCUACAACAACUAAAGUGCCAUCAACGGACAUCACUUUCAGACCUACGAGAAAAAAUUCUGUACCUGUCACGUCAGCCUUUCCCACUGCCAAGCAGGAUGAUCCCAAACAACAACCAAGUCCAUUUUCAGUGGAUCAGAGGGACUACUCCACAGAGCUGAGCGUUACGAUAGCAGUUGGAGCAUCACUGCUGUUUCUGAACAUCUUGGCAUUUGCAGCCCUGUACUACAAAAAGGAUAAGAGGAGACACGAUGUUCAUAGGAGAUGCAGCCCUCAGCGUACUACCACCAACGAUCUGACCCAUGCACAAGAAGAGGAGAUCAUGUCCCUCCAAAUGAAGCACACUGAUUUGGAUCAUGAAUGUGAGUCCAUCCAUCCACAUGAGGUGGUUCUUCGGACCGCCUGCCCCCCAGAUUACACAUUAGCGAUGAGGAGGUCACCUGAUGAUGUUCCCUUAAUGACACCCAACACGAUUACAAUGAUUCCCAACACUAUACCAGGGAUUCAACCCUUACACACAUUCAAUACAUUUACCGGAGGACAGAACAAUACUCUGCCCCAUCCCCAUCCGCACCCCCAUUCACAUUCAACAACCAGGGUAUAGCCAGAUAACAGAAACAAACUCUAUUUUUUUGAUGGAUUGCAGUAAAAGAUUACUGAAGAUUCCUUGGCUUUCAACCUACAAAACUCUUACUAUUUAAAUAAGGAGGAAUAUUAUGUGAUUAUACAUAUCAAGGACUUUGGGGGUUUUGAAAAAAAAUGAAUUGUAUAUAUAUAUAUAUAUAUAUACACAAAUCAACUCUAAAAAUGAAUUUCAAUUGCUUGAAGCAAUUGUUCUGAAUGAUACUUUUUCAUUCACAUUCAAGAAUUAAUUUUUUGAAGAUUUAUGUUACAUAAUGGAAUUAGGCAUGUGGAACACCAAACAGGAAAGAACUAUGUCUGAAAUAUAAAACAAAUAAAAAUAAAAAAACAACCAUGAAUAUGCACAAGGGACACACCAAUGGAAUGUCAGAUAAUUUUCACCAGUUUUUAUUUGGAGCCGUUUUAUUGUGUAGACCAUAUUUACAUAUUUGGAUAAGUACACAAAACACCAAUGCUGUUAAUGGCCUUAGCGGAGGCUCAUGCUGAAAUUUGCCAGUAAAACAGAGAAGUUUAAAGACUGGCAGGUACAUUAUCACAUAAGUGCUGUCAGUAUAAAGUUGUGGGGAUACAGGAAACUGGAUAUUUUUAGCACGAUGUGCAUGAUAAUCUAUAUGCUUGGUGGCUGUGCUGCUGAUUAAGCCGUAAUUAAAAUUCUUCUCAUCCCAUUGGAGUCUUUAAUAGGAGCUUCCUCCAUCAAUUGGCAGAACCGAAAGAAGAUUUUAAGGGGCAAAAGUAAUUACAAUUAAAUAAUUCACAGUAGUCUUGAUAAUAGAAGGAAUUAGUUCUUAAAGGUAUUUGAAGAAACUAUAGGUAUAGUGAUGAAUACUCGCUGAUAUUAAUUCCAAGAACAAACAAUUUCCUGUGUUCUUAAUGUUCUUUUCAUUCCCAUCUAAAUUAUUUAUAAAAAUGUAAUCCUAAUUGGACAUGUGUUAUAGAAUCCAUAAUUUGCUGUGGUUUUUGUUACUCUGUAUUUUGUUUCCUCUGGUAAGAUGAAGUGUGUCCAAAGAGUUACUUGCAACAGUCUUUUAUGAAAUGAGGAUGCCCCAAAUUACCACUCUGGUUAUAGCUCUCAGUUAAUUGAUUUACUCAUGUUGCAUGACAAAAUGUUUACUAAUAAUAAUUCAAUAUAAAAUUAUGUCCCUCCUCACACCACUUAUCUUUCUUACUGAGGUCCUGUCACUGGAAUUUACUUGUGCAAUCUCAGUAGAGUACAACGUAGAUGCAGAACCUAAGAGAGACAACAUCUGGGGGAUUUUAGUCUUACACCUACGUGUGAUUUUCAAUGAAUAUUCUAAGACCACAGGAAACUCUUCAUCCCCUGUUGUUUACCGGUAACAGUAUAUCACAGACCUAUCCAAAUGUUUGUAUAUGUAAUCAGAUGUACAUUUAUAUUAAAAAAUGAGAUGGACUUAAAGAGCACAUCCUGAUAAAUACUUUCUCUCUUACCUGUACUAUAUUUCUAUUAGACUAAAGUUAUGUGAUUUUUUUUUACAUUUUUUCAGAUGACUAGCAAUUUUGAUAGUUUGUAAGAUAAUGCAAAGAACUUUCUCUGACAAACUAACUGCAGUAACAGAAACCUUUCUUUUCAGUUACUCUUUUUCAAGAAUGAAAGCUUAUUAUACAAAAAAAUUGUAUACUACUUGAUGGAAAAAAAAAACUUUGUACAUCUUGGCCAUGUCAUUGGUCAUUGCGUGAAAUAAAGAUAAACUGGAUAAUGACUAUUAGUCCAAUGAUAAGAGACAUGAUCUUUGCUCAUUAAAGAGCUAAAAUGUUUAUUGCUGUUUUGUCUUUUUUUAAAAAAAAAAUAGAAAAGAAACAUGACUGUCUCAGAGUCAUUUUUCUAGACCAAUCGAAUUUUUGAAGACAUUUAGGUAACUUCUUCAGAAAACACUCCAUGGAUUUCCAGGCAAGUCUCAUCUAAGAUGAAACUGAUGAAACUUUAACAUUAUGAAUUUAUAAGCCCAGUAACAUAUCAGCUUUGUAUUUUUAAAUACCUCUUAUGGGAAAUAAAAUGUGCCAAUUGUUUUCAAUUAAAAUCCCAGGUUCCAAUUCUGAUCAUUGAGGAAAAGGUCUCUUGAAAAUAAAUGGGUGACAUUUCAUGGAAUAAGAAUAGCUAGAUUCAUUUUUAAGGGUGAUUGAACUAUCAUAACAUAAUGGAUAGAAAGUUAUCCUUCUAAGAAAAUUUAAAAGUGCUGAGCAAGAUAUUAAGCGGACACUAAUAGAUAAAAUCUUCUAUUUCAAGGAAUUUCUUUGCUUAUAACUCCUUCUAAUUGUUAACUGUCAGUAAAUUUUAAAUAUUGACCCAUAACUUGAAAUAAAAAUCUAUGUUAGAAACAAAAAUUCUUCAAAAUCCAGAAUGAUCUACAUGCAUCUUUUGCCUUCGGGUGCUUAUACUUUUAGAUUGUGAAUUGCCAAUGUAAACCAGUAAAAACAAUUAUUUAGCAUUUCCAAUAUUGUUUAAUCAGAAAACUAUCUUUUACUAUAUUGAUUAAACAAAAGAUAAAAACAGAAAUAGAAAUGAUAGCAAAAUAAGGUGUGAAUGGAAUCUUUCAGAUGCAUUAUUUCACCUGGCAAAACAAAACAUUCUAUUUUAAUGAUGGCCAUAUUUAUAUCCAUCUGCCUAUCUGUUGCUCUAAAUUUAUGUGUCAAUCAAUCUACCUAUCUGUACCAUAACUGACAUCUAUUUUGUAUUAAUUUGGGAAAAUGGUUAAAGAAACAAACCAUAGCCCAAUUCUUUUUUCUAAAUCAAUGUGGUAACAACUUUGUGGAAGAUAAAGCAGUUCCAGGUUGUAUAACUAUUCCCAAGCCGUGGUAAAGUCAUUGUGAAGGAGUGUUAGCUCCUAGUUUUAUAGUUACAGCAGCUAGUUUUCUGAGUGCAAAAUAAUGUCCCAGAAUAAACAGAACAUUAAACACUGUUUUUAAAGCUGAAACAUAAUUUUUAAAUGUGAGAAGUAUUUUGGAUAUUGUUAUUAAUUUUUAACCAAUAUGUAUAAAAUGUGUUUAUUUAGAUGAUAGUUUUCUUUAGGAAAAAAUGUAAGUCACAAAAUUAAAAGAACAUAUUUGGCAUUACUUAUUAAUUUAGAUUUCCCUGCUUCAGAUUAAAUUGCAAAGUCAAGGCUGCUAAUAUUUAUACAAACAUUAUCAAUAGAUUAAUGCUGUUUCAGAGUAUGAGAGUGGAAAUAAAAGGGACACAUUUCAUAGUUUAAAUUUCUAUUUAAUAUAUUGACUAAACAAGAUCUAGUUGAGUACUACAAAUGUAUCAGGAGGUUCAUCAUUAACUUCAUGGAAAUUAUAAAGUCAUUUGCUUAAGCAUUAAAUGUAUCUAAUUUUAAUUUGGAGAGAUCAUGCUAGCAGCUCAACACAAAAAAAUCUGAGUAAUGUAUGGAGUUUUUCAUUCAUGUCAAAUUUAAACGUUGGUUAUAAUGAUGCUAUAAAUUAGAUUUUUUUGAUCUGUACAGCAUGUAAACAGCAAGGAUUAAAAAAUAUGUAAUAUUAAACAGGAAACCAGAAUGGUACUGAUUUUCUUUUUUUUUUAAAUGCCAAAACUCAUUCGCUGUAUCUGUAACAAAUCCUUCCUUCUCAGUUAUUUCACCUGUUAACAUUCUUUUACUGACAUACAUAUUAAUAUAUUGAAAGGAUACAAAGAAUGUGGUUAAAUGUGUUCCAGUUUUAAAGACACUACUACAUAGAAAUCACUGGGAUUCUUUUGUUUGGCAAGUUUCACAGAAACAUUUCACAGGACAAAAUGAUGAAUGGGAUUUUCAGGAAGCUGUCAAACAUCGUUGCAGUCCUUUGGUGAUUGUUUUCUUCUGUUUGAUUGGUUCAAAGACUGGCCUUUUCCUUCAAGUCUAGUAAUUAGUUGUUAUAUACUAUCACUUUUUAAUGUGAGUGAAAAUUAGGUAAUUUGGUUAUACUUGUGAAAACAUGCUCCCAAAUAAACCCAAUUAAUGGGCACUUCCCCGCUGAGAUUUUGUUAUUAUUCAUUUAAUUAUCUUGUCAAGCUUUACUGUUAACAACAAUUGUUUUGGCUCUUUAGUCAAUAAAGUAAGGGAAUUCCUCCAACAGCCUUAUACCUCUCCUGCACUUGAUACAACAACAUACACUGCAAUUUUCCAUCAGAAGUUCCUCAAGAAAUUUCCUACUGACGUGAAAUAUUUGGUAGACAACUUGAUUCUUUUUCAUAAGCAUUCUGAUUUGAUUUGACUUGAUUUGAGCACUUUUCAGGCCAGAAAUCAAUUCCAUUUGAUAAGGGUUGCGGAUUAUACAAAUUGAAAUAACCAUGUGCAGGGCAUAAGUGCCUUUUUUCCUGGUAUUUUAUUUAUAAACCUUAUUGUCUUCCUUUUUAAAAAAAAAAAAUUUACAGAGCUUGAUACAACAGGAUGACCAUGUUAUAAGUUUUCAAAAAGAAAAUUUUAUUUAGGAGGGUCUUUUCUUGAAUUUAAUUAUAUUUUUGUAUGAUAUCAAAUGUUGCCAAAUGACCUCUGGAAAAGAGCAAAGUGAAUUUUUGGAAAGCAAGUUAUUUGCGCACCUGAUUUAAUGAUUCAUAAGUGUGGAAACUUAAAUCUCUAACAAACUUUAACAUUCUCCCAAAUACUUGCUAAGUUUCAUUUAAAAGAAGGUUAAAGUUGUUAGGGACAAACAUAAAUUAGAUAGAUACAUAAUUUUUUGUCUAGCCAAUCAUGAUGUAUUCCAUACUAAAUGCUUACACGAUAUUUAUGGACCUUUCAAAUUCAUAUAUUUACAAAUGACUUUGUAUACCUUCUUCUUCUUUUUUUUUUGACUUUGUGUACCUUCUUACAUAUGUACUAAUGUCGUAGAAUUUAGUCCUCUAUGGAAAGUCAAACCAAAAUGCGAGUAGUUUUGUGUGUAAAUGAAUGAUAAUUAAAGCUUUAAAGAAAAUUGUCAAGUCACAGGAACAAAAAUUCAGCAGAUAAAGUUAAAGCAAAGGGACUAUUUUUGAAUGCCGUGUCCAGGGUGAUACCUAUUUUGGAUGGUGUAUUUAAAAAGAUUUAGUAUUUUUAAUUUGUCCUUUGCACUCAUAUCAUUUAGCAAAUUAAUGGGACAGAUGUCAUGUUUUUUUUGUAAAAGAGGCCAUUGGGUUGUCAUGAUUCCAUUUGUGUUUGGACAUCCAUGGCUUUUACUAAAAACACGUUUAUUAUCAUAAAUAAAUAUUACUGUGUUUUCCAA